AGAUAGAAAAGUCACAACAAAGGCAAACAAAGGGUAAAGUAAAUAUAGCCUCUUGUGUGUUCCAAACUCACCAAUGGCCUAGAACCUCUAUGGCAUUUUCUCCUACACCCUAGCAUCAGUCUACAACAAAAGAACCAAAUCUCCUAAUACAGUAUAUAUUAUCUUGUUUGCCUAAUUAUUGGCCUUAUCUCUAACAUCACUCACUGUAAAUAGGAGAGCUUCCACUAUUUUAGGUGUCUUAUAACAUCAUAUGUCUCUUUGAUUUCCAACUUUUGACAUAUGAGAUGAUAAUUAAAAUUUGUUGUGUCUCAACAUCAACAUCACAUGACACCAACUCAACUUUCUCCUGCUGCAUGUGCUUUAUAUAAGCCUUUGGGUCCUCCAUAUUUUAGCCUAGCAACUGCAUUAAUUGCACUUUUGAAACUUGUGGCAUAGAGAUUGAAUACAUUUUUUUUUUUUUUUUUUUUAAAUCCCGGUUAUGGAUUCGGAGUUUGGGGCUCGCGCAAAGGCUGAGUUGCCGUGCGCUGCGUGCCGGACGCUCCACCGCAAGUGCAGCCCCGACUGCUUGUUGGCUCCGUACUUCCCGGCCGACGAACCGGAGAAGUUUGCGAGUGUUCACAAGGUGUUUGGAGCAAGCAAUGUGAUCAAAAUGCUUCAGGUGGUGGAGGAGACGAGAAGAGAGGACGCGGUGCAAAGCAUGGUGUACGAGGCCAACGCGAGGCUCCGAGAUCCAGUUUACGGAUGCACGAAUGCGAUUUCCUACUUGCAGAAGUGCUUGAAGGAUCUUCAGAAGCAGCUUGAAGCUACCAGAGAACAGAUCCUAGAGUCGCGAAAACAAAAUGAUCAGUUAUUGGAAGUGUUGAGGGAUGAGCCCUGCCACUACAGUUCAAUCUAUUUCCUCGCCGAAAACAAUUAUGUGUGCGGCACGAACAACUUCCUCUCGGACGACGUCGACCAGUUCGGGUUCUGCACGGAUCGAUGUCAGAUGAUUCUAUGAACCUGCUGCUCAAUCGAUCUUAGCCCGUGCUGCAUUUCAAGAGAAGGUCAUAUAGAAAUUACAGAGAAAUGGUUCAGUAUGUUUAGUCCCAAAUUUAAUUACAGCAUAGAAGAGUAGAUCAUCUCUAGUAUUGUGCUUAUACUAGAAGCACUUUUUUUGAUUCAGAGCUAGCAAGAUUUGUGUACUUCUCAUUUCAAAAAGAGGAAAAUGCUAAGCAUUUUCAAUUUCCUUUUCCGGUAAGAGGAUCAGCCCAUCAUAGCAUUGCUGUUAUAAGGAACUGUCCUGUUCUGGUACUAUGAUAUGUUUCCAGGUAUUGAAUGAUUAGCCCAUAUCGGGCGCAAACCUAAUUGAGCUAGCACUUGGCUGCACCAAGUAGUCCUAUAUUGAUCCAUUUUGAUCAAUCAUGCGUAACGAAAACUAGACCAACUUAUUCAAAUUGCUGAAUUAUCUGUUGCAAUCUUGAUCCUCAA
Molecule: messenger RNA, 1467 nt
Organism: Ananas comosus (pineapple)
Lineage: Eukaryota; Viridiplantae; Streptophyta; Magnoliopsida; Poales; Bromeliaceae
Product: LOB domain-containing protein 12-like
Exons: 2
Coding region: 479-997 (172 amino acids)
Source: RefSeq, a predicted model, not a curated record